Molecule: messenger RNA, 1524 nt
Organism: Phytomonas sp. EM1
Lineage: Eukaryota; Euglenozoa; Kinetoplastea; Trypanosomatida; Trypanosomatidae
Source: the annotation of a GenBank genome assembly
AUGUUUCCUUCAAAACUUCGGUUUCUGAAAAAAGUUGAUGUUUGUGUGAUUGGCGGUGGUCCUGCAGGGAUAGCUGCUGCCUUACGUGCCACUGACUUUGGAAAAAAGUCCUGCCUUAUCGAAAAUUCAAGGGUUGGUGGUGCAGACUUAUGGAAUGGUGCUCUUCAGUCUAAAACGCUAUGGGAAAUGGCGAAUUUUGCUCAGUAUAUGAGAGGUUCACAUAAUGUCUUUCAUCUAACGAAAGACAUGCCACCAAUUGAAUUUAAUCGUGUGUCUUCUUGUUUGCAAGAUGCGGCUGAAAAACGUGAGUCACAAAUUCUUCAUCAACUUAAAGCCUCAGGUGUCGAUACUCUCUUUGGCUUCGGCUCGUUCGAAACUCCGAACACAGUUCGUGUCAAUUUCCCCAACGGAGAAACAGAAAUUGUGGAGUCAGAUCAUUUUGUUAUUGCAACCGGUGCGCAGCCACGUCCACACCCGAUGGUCGCGGCAGAUGGCAAAGUGGUUUUUACCUCGGACGAUAUCAUGCUGAAUCCAUUUCCCAAGAGCGUUGUUGUUAUUGGUGCAGGUGUUAUUGGUUGUGAAUUCGCCACCAUUUUUGCGAAAUUCAACAUGACAAAAGUAAAUUUGAUUGAAAAAAGUAAUCGCAUUUUGCCUAUGGAAGAUGACGAUGUUUCUUUCUGUGUGCAAAGUAUGCUUGAGAAGAGAGGUGUAAAUUUUCAUCAUAAUUCCCAAAUGGUGGAUUGCAAGGUAAGCGAUGGCCGCUUCCAUUAUGUUCUUCGUGAUGUGAAAAAUGGAACUGAAACGGAGCACGCUGUGGAUGCCGCCCUCGUUUCUAUUGGCCGUGUUCCAAGCGUUUCUAGGUUAAACUUGGAAAAAAUCGGAGUCAAAUUGGAGGGGGGGAGAAUUGAACGGGACAAAUUCCUUCGUGUGAAACCACACAAACAUAUUUAUGCAUGCGGAGAUGCUGCCACUCGAGUGGCUCUCGUAAAUGUGGGUGAACUUGAGGCUCAGGGUUGCGUGAACCAUAUGUAUAAACCUUAUCCAGAGGAUCAGCUUAUAGGCGGUCUCGAUAACUUAUCUACUAUUAUGUUUUUGGAUCAAGAAGUGGCAGCUGUGGGGUUAAAUGAGCAGCAGUGCCAAAAAAUGAAUAUUUCUUAUAAAAUGGCACGGUACGGUUAUAAAUUUGUCGGUCGAGCUUUGGCUAUGGGAAGCGAUCAGGGAUUUGUUAAGUUGAUUGUUACAAAUGACGAAAAAAUGCAAGUUCUGGGUGUACGCGCAAUUUCCCCUCAUGCCAGCAGCAUUAUUGAACUUGCUUCUCUUGCUAUACACAAUAAGGAGCCAGCCUACGCUUUGAGUGAGCUCCGCACCGCUUAUCCUUCUGUAACACAAGGAUUUAAGGAAUGUGUAAAUAUGCUUCUCGGUGUCUCUACGCUGAAACCAAAUGUGUUUCCCGAGCUUGUCCUGAAAGAGUGGAAUCCACCAAAUUUUGAGAGGGGGCGUGCAUAUCAAAAGCAAUCUGUCUAA